UUGGUCGCCCGAACAAUCUUUUUGAGUUGGUUGCGUCAAGCUUGAAGCUGACAGGAUGCUGAGAUCAGAGGGCGAAUUCCAACCUUGCUGCCUUGAUUGAGGACAUCAUUUGAUCAGAAUACUGUCACUUUAGUGCAUGUCGGCCUUGCUGGUAAAGGAGGAAUUGCUUUAUGAGCUCGUAUGCGCUUGUAAGCGUGAACAUUUCUGUCUUUUGAAUGCAUAUUGCCUGGCUAAAAGCAAACCUGCGCUGUGGACACAAAAGCUCUUACAUUGCGAGUUGAUGCAGUGCUUGCUGAGGAUCAGCGAGGCUGUGGGAGAUCCUUUCAAGUAAUUCGGCGAAUCCGAUGUCCAAAGAGAGCCACUUCUCUCUCGGUCUGUCCGGUGCGUAAAAGCGGUCACGGUGUCUCUCCAAACUCCACUCUGAGAGCAUUUAUCGGAAUGAAAACGAAAAUAUGCUUUUUGCGAUUUUGCUGAAUUUGACAAGGGGACUAUCUACGGUACGGCUGCUACCUGCUUACUUGCCUGCCUAUUUGGGUCACUUGCUUAGCUCCAACGCGUUUUUAUUAGGCUACAGAUUCCUGGCCUGUUGAAUUCAUCGUUAUCCUUCCUUCAUGUCGCAUUGGAAUAACUUAAUCUAUCAUGAAUUUGAUUUUCUUUACAAAGUCACCAUUUAGGCUCGGUUUAGACAUCCUAUAGACACUUUAGAGUGCAAUCGAAACUACGUAGAAGCGCAACACCAGGAGGGGAACAUGGACAGAAAUGCCCCAGACGGACCGUUGCUGGAUGACUUGAGCAAACUCACGGACGAGGAGCUCUCUAGGCUCGGAAAAGAUGAGCUCAUCAGGAAGCUACGGAGAACGGAUAACGAGAAAAUGAACUUAAUGGUGGAGCACGGGAACAUGAUGAAAGACGUGAACCGGAGACUACAGGUCCACCUUCACGAGAUCCGCAGCCUCAAGGAGAUCAACCAGAAGCUGCAGGACGACAACCACGAGCUCCGGGAGCUCUGCUGUUUCCUGGACGACGACAGGCAGAAGGGCAAGACGCUGUCUCGGGAGUGGCAACACUUCGGCCGCUACACCGCCGGAUCGAUGUGGAAGGAUGUCGGGGUGUACCAUCAGAAGCUGAAGGAUCUGGAAGCCAACCAGGGCUCUGUGAUGCGGGAGAACCUGGAACUGAAGGAGAUCAUUCUGAUGUUGGAGGAGGAGAGGAACGGAGCCGGGUCACGGAGCUCUAUAGACUCCCAGUCCAGCCUGACCAACCUGAACGGGGGCACCAGAACCAUUAGGGACGUCGGGGACGGGAGUAGUACCUCCAGCACCGGCAGUGUCGGUAGUCCUGACCACAACCAAAUACACAUGCCCGCCGAGGGGAAGAUAGCGUCCCUGCGGAGGUCUAUGGACGACCUGUCGCCGCUGUCAUACAUCCAGAGGAGCAUCCCUAAUGAACUGCAUGGUAACUACAUCAGGCAAAUGGAGACCAAGGUCCUGGAGGAUGACAACAAGCAGCUUCUAUCACAGCAGUCUAAAAGUGGUGAUCUGAAGAGUCUGAGGAAGGGCUUCUACCACUCUGAGUCUCAGCUCUCACAGUACCAGCAAGACCCACUGCAGAAUGGCUCUGGUAGGUCCUCCAGUGGUGAGCCGUCCCCCCCAGCAGACUACCUCCCAGUGGGCCAGAAGCCAGAGGCUGUGGUCCAUGCCAUGAAGGUACUGGAGGUCCAUGAGAACCUGGAGAAGAAGAUCCCUGAAGACUACGAUGAAGACCUCAGUGAAAAGGAGAAGGCCAUCGUCAGGGAGAUGUGUAAUGUGGUGUGGCGUAAACUAGGUGACGCUGCAGGAUCCAAGCCUUCCAUCCGCCAGCAUCUCUCUGGGAACCAGUUCAAAGGGCCCUUGUAGUCCUUAAGACCACAUUAACCAGCGCACAGCAGCACUCAGACGAGACAAACGGACAGACAGACAAAUGAACAACAACAACCAUGGACCCGCAGCACAAACAAGGGGCACAUCUCAAAUGACACCCUCCUAUUUUCUCAGCACUGUGUGACCGUGGCAAGAUAAUCCCCACAAACUCUAGCCUGAACCCAAACCUCUGUGCUUAGCCUCCCCUAACAUUGUCCCCUGGUGAAUAUAGGAAUGUAGGCUACAGCUGACCUGGGUAGUGGGUACAGUCAAUCUCAGUUUAGAUCGGACAAAAUAGGCUGCGCCGAUGAAGGGUUAAAAACAGCGGUUGGCAAAUCCUUAUAGCCUCUGACCACGUUGGCUCUCAUUUUCUGUUUAUUUCAAGACAAUUCUCAUGUUGAAUGACACACCGUUCGUCAAUACCCAGCAGGUAAUCUAAUGCCCACGGCCAACGUUGGUUAUGGUGUCUUGUCAUUAAAGAGAAGGAAGAGGAGGAUAAACUGCCCCUUACAACCAGUCACUAGACCUGAGCUACAGUACUUUACCUGACCCUCUGCCAUCUCCAACCAACGUCUGUUUUGGUGUUUGUAAAUGUUCACCUACCAAGUGUUCAAGACUGACAACCACUCCAGGACAAACCAUUGUACUAUUCUCAAGUCAAGGCCCUGAUAUGUUCUGUUCUUGCCUUUACAUCCAUUACUUUUCCAUUCAACAGCAACGGACUGGCAACUCCUUACAACAUAGAAGAGGACAAAUACUGGAAAUCGCAUGAUGUCAUUUCCUUCAGUGUAGAAUCACAAGCCAUAGGUUUAUACAACGUGAAACCUAGCUGCUGUAGGAUGCUGUUUAAUAAUGUAGUCCUCUUUUGUCUGAGAGAAGUAUGUGUAAUAAUGUAGUCCUCUUUUGUCUGAGAGAAGUAUGUGUACAAAUGUAGACGGUAAAAGUGUUAAACUAAAUUCUAGCACUAAAGUAGGUUGUUUAACAAAACAUAGUGCUAUUAUUUUACCUGUUGUUUUUAGUGUUCAUGUUUGUUUGUGCCUCAAAUGGCAUCCUAUUCUUUAUACCAACACUAUAUAGGGAAAAGGGUGACAUUUGGUAUGCACACUUUAUAACUAAGUACAGAAAGUGGCACACCGAGUGCAGUUUCAUAAAUGUCCUCCCAAAGCAGAAAGCUUAUAGCCUGGGGGCCAGUCUGCUUAGCCACUCCUGAAAACUCCUUAUAGAACUGUCAUGACAAACAUGAUACAGUGACAGCAAUGGAGUUGGUAAAAGCACAAACAGUUCUGGGACCAGACUAGAAGGCUGUCAUACUAUUAACUGAAACAUGAACUCAAGGGAAGGUUACGGUUCAUGCCUAAUAUACUGUCGCUUCUGAUGAUUUAUCAUGGAUCAGAAAGUCAGACUCUUGCUAGAUGGAAGUGGGACUUUUCACUUACAAAUCUGCAGAUCUUAUAUAUGACAAUCAUUGAAACGGUUUGAAAACAACUUAUUUUGACCAGUCCUAAGUAUUCUCUAUGAGCUCUUGCCCAUUCAACCUCUGAAUGGCACACAUACACAAUCCACGUCUCAAUUGUCUCAAGGCUUAUCCUUCUUUAAUCUGUCUCCUCCCCUUCAUCUACACUGAUUGAAGUGGAUUUAAUAACU
Oncorhynchus gorbuscha (pink salmon) is the source of this 3542-nucleotide messenger RNA. Its product is annotated as coiled-coil domain-containing protein 85C-A-like. Lineage: Eukaryota; Metazoa; Chordata; Actinopteri; Salmoniformes; Salmonidae. The transcript is spliced from 5 exons. Gene Ontology annotation, cellular component: apical junction complex. The record is from RefSeq and is a predicted model, not a curated record. The coding region runs from base 750 to 1895 and encodes 381 amino acids.